Messenger RNA from Tribolium castaneum (red flour beetle), 970 nucleotides. RefSeq names its product peptidoglycan-recognition protein 2. Lineage: Eukaryota; Metazoa; Arthropoda; Insecta; Coleoptera; Tenebrionidae. The record is from RefSeq and is a predicted model, not a curated record. Gene Ontology annotation, molecular function: N-acetylmuramoyl-L-alanine amidase activity; zinc ion binding. Gene Ontology annotation, biological process: peptidoglycan catabolic process. The transcript has 4 exons. The coding region runs from base 131 to 877 and encodes 248 amino acids.
GUAUCUAACAACUAGAAACCUGACCAUCUUAUCUAUAGUUUUCUUAUCAUUCGCGUUGCGGUAUAUUUCCCUGUGUACAUAUGAAGACCACUACGAGAUUAUAUUCUGCUGUCAGGAAGGUUAAAUUGAAAUGAGUGGCAGUGACCCUUUAACAAAUACCCAACAAUCCGAUCAAGAUUAUUACCAUCCACUCUGUUAUUCAAUUCAAGUGGACGACGAAAAUGAACAAUCAGCUCUCCUGCCCGCAUUUCAUCAAAGGAAAAGUUUGCGAGUUCAGGAUAAAAUCUUUAUUGUAUUUUUAUUUUCAAUUCUAAUUACCGGACUAGCCAUUGGCCUCUAUCUCCUUGCAACUGAGGGACACGAAUGGAAAGCUGCAGGAGUCUAUAAUAUUACAGUUCGGGAACAGUGGCAAGCUCACGUCCCUUCAUCAACAAUGCCAAAGUUGGAACUUCCCGUAAGAAGAGUUUUAUUUCUUCCUGCAAAUACCACUAGCUGCGGCAGCAAAUCCCACUGUGCCAAAGUCCUCCAGGAACUACAAUUACAGCAUAUGCUGCAGUGGAAAGAACCUGACAUCUCCUACAAUUUCAUAAUGACUGCAGAUGGCAGAAUUUUCGAGGGGAGAGGAUGGGACUUUGAAACUUCUGUUCAAAAUUGUACGGUUAAUGAUACUGUGACAGUUGCUUUUUUGGACGAAUUAGAUGCGAAAGCACCGACGUUUAGACAAGCUGAAGCGGCAAAAAUGUUCCUGGAAGUGGCAGUAACAGAGGGAAAAUUAGAACGGUGUUUUAAUACCGCGGUCUGGGGAGGAAAUAAAUUCUUCAUUGAUUUGGCUCGAAAUGUUCAAGACGUCUUAUCGGAAUGCGAGGGAAUUACUUAAUAGUUUUCAGCAUGAUUUAUUUCUACAAAGCUGUGAUAUUUCAUAUUCUCACAAAAAUUAACAUUACUCAUUAAUUAAAAUUGUAAAUAAAAA